Diatraea saccharalis (sugarcane borer) is the source of this 2713-nucleotide messenger RNA. NCBI's taxonomy places the organism in Eukaryota, Metazoa, Arthropoda, Insecta, Lepidoptera, Crambidae. The record is from the annotation of a GenBank genome assembly.
UAGCAGUGUUUUUAUCUAGUGCGUGGGCUGAUCGGCUGUGACAGUGUAGUGUGUGCGCCAGUGUGCCUAGGGUCCUAACUCAGUCGGCUUUCUGUUGCCGGUUCGUAAGCUAGUGCUCGCGCGUUAAAUAAGCAUGAAAUUGUAAUGGCCGGAAGAAUGCUAAAAUUUAUUCGUGGCAAAGGCCAGCAGCCCUCUGCGGAGAGGCAGAAACUCCAAAAUGAACUGUUUGCAUUCCGAAAGACCGUUCAACACGGCUUUCCACACAGAUCGUCAGCGCUAGCAUGGGACCCCCUGCUGCGGCUGGCGGCCAUAGGCACGGCCACCGGCGCCCUGAAGGUCUACGGCCGCCCAGGAGUGGAGCUGUACGGACAACACACCAACCCAGACACUGCAGUCACACAGAUACACUUUAUACCUGGCACUGGCCGUCUUAUAUCAUUAUGUGACGACAACAGCUUACACUUAUGGGAGAUCAACGAGAAAUCUCUAGUAGAACUGAAGACACACAUGUUUGAAGGCAAAAACAAAAAGAUAUCCUCCUUGUGCGUGGAGGCGUCAGGAAAGAACCUACUGCUUGGCACGGAGGGUGGUAACCUGUACUCCCUCGAUUUGAAUACCUUCACAGUCAAUGAGGAUGCUAUCUAUCAGGAUAUUGUUAUGCAAAAUUGCCCAGAAGAUUUCAAAGUGAACCCUGGCGCUGUGGAAUCGGUAUGCGAACACCCUAAAGUACCGUCACGUCUUCUCAUCGGCUACAAUCGAGGACUCGUGGUGUUAUGGGACCGCACCACCUCAACGACCACACACACGUUCGUCUCAAACCAGCAACUGGAAAGUCUUUGCUGGAACGAUGACGGCGAACAUUUCACAUCGUCGCACAACGAUGGCUCGUAUGUAACGUGGGAGGUGGCGGCUGCGGCGAGCGAGCGGCCCCUGAAGGAACCAGUCACUCCUUACGGACCGUACCCGUGUAAAGCCAUCUCGAAGAUACUCAAUCGUACAAGCAUUGACGGCGAGGAGAUCAUAAUAUACGCCGGUGGUAUGCCAAGAGCGUCAUAUGCAGACAAAUACACAGUCACAGUACAACAGGGAGAGAAACAUGUCGCUUUUGAUUUCACCAGUCGAGUCAUAGACUUUUUCACAACAACACCAGUUCCGCCAGAUGGCGUUCCCUUACAAGAAGAAAGACCGGACACUCCAGCACAAAUACUGUUACAGACAGUUAAUCAAGUGGCCGCUGCGUUGGUAGUGCUGGCGGAGGAAGAGCUGGUGGUGAUAGACUUGUGCGAUGCUAAGUGGCGACCAGUAAGGUUGCCGUACCUGGUAUCAGUGCACGCGUCCGCCGUUACCACCGCUCAGCUCGUAGACAACGUUGCCGCCACUGUACUAGACUCGAUCAUAGCUGCCGGUCAAAAACAAACAGAGAACGUAUAUUCGGAAUGUCCGUGGCCAAUAUCCGGCGGUCAAGUCGAGUCUAGCGAGCCGUCCGCCCGUCAGUUACUAUUGACCGGCCACGAAGACGGCUCAGUACGAUUCUGGGACGUAUCCGGGGUCGCUAUGACGGCAUUAUACAAGUACACCACCGCACCAUUGUUCAGUGGUGAAGAGAUAUGUGAGAACAAUGACAGUCAGAAUGAAGAAGAAGAGUGGCCUCCCUUCAGACGAGUCGGCUCCUUCGAUCCAUAUAGUGACGAUCCUAGAUUAGCUGUUAAACGGGUAGUCCUAUGUCCUCUUUCGGGCAUGCUAACGGUAGGAGGAGCAGCUGGUCACAUCGUCAUAGCCAGUUUAAAAAAUACACCAAACACAAGUGAAGUCAAAUCUAUGUCGGUGAACAUCGUCUCGGAUCGCGAUGGUUUUGUAUGGAAAGGUCAUGAUCAACUCACCCUUCGAUCUGGCGCUCUCACAUUUCCACAAGGAUAUCAGGUAAUUUUUACAUGUACAGUAAAUGACUAUUUAAAAAAAAUAUAGCGAUUCUCGUUCAUUUCACAACGAAUAAUGUGCACUUCAAAUUCACUUAAUUUUUUCGUGUUUUAAGUAGCGAACAAUUUUUGUGUAAUAUCGUCUAUUACGAUCUUAUCGUUAUCUAAGAAGGAUCUUUAACUCAUACAUUUAACUAAAGUAGAUACAUUUCAGUUUCGAUAUAAUGUUUAUUUAUCCAUGGGGAUAAUCCAAUACUGCGUAAUUAGUACUCGCAAUUAAUAGCUUAUACCGAGAGAGUUAUAUAUUAUAACUCACUUAAAAUAAACUCUUGACUGCAAAUGUAAUGUAAUACAAAGUGAAAAUUAACAUGUACGUUAGGCUACGUCAGUGGUGCAGCUAUCGCCGCCCGCCGCGGUGACGUCACUGUGCGCGCAGUGGGAGUGGGGCGUGGUCUGCGCCGGCACCGCCCACGGACUAGCGCUAUUGGACGCUGUGCGCGCCCUGCCGCUGCUGCACAAGUGUACGCUCAACCCGCACGAUCAUUCCGGUGCUGGCGAUACGCCCAUCUCGAGGAGAAAAUCAUUCAAGAAAUCACUAAGAGAAUCAUUCAGAAGACUAAGAAAAGGCAGAUCGCAACGGCGUCAAACGACCACAUCCAGUCCCACGUCGCCACAAGUAAGUAAAGAUGCUUUCGCGGGCUGUUUUGAAUGUUUUUCAGAUAACAACCUUAUGUCCUUACAUUCUAGAUGUUAAUCUAGAAUGUUAGGACAUAGUUAUUUAAAAAUAUAGAAUAAAG